Messenger RNA from Serpula lacrymans var. lacrymans S7.9, 690 nucleotides. RefSeq lists its product as uncharacterized. The coding region runs from base 1 to 690 and encodes 229 amino acids. The transcript is spliced from 6 exons. The record is from RefSeq and is a predicted model, not a curated record. NCBI's taxonomy places the organism in Eukaryota, Fungi, Basidiomycota, Agaricomycetes, Boletales, Serpulaceae.
AUGGACAUUCAUGGAAGAAUAGUUCUAUGGUACCUCCUAGGCAUCCUCACUGAGGAGAAACAGCAAAGCAUGUGUGACAGUCUACAGCAUCUCAAGCAAGAUAUGGAAAGCAAAUGCCCCAAAAAGCCCUCAAAGAACUGGCGUAAAUCUUCAGAAUAUGACAAAAAUCCUGGAGACUGCUUAUUCCUGGCGUGGUUCCAACUCAGUCAUAAAAAAACUGGAGAGGCUCCACAAGAUUCCCCGUCAUUGCACAAAUCUACACCUCCAGGCACUGGUGAACUGUGGUUGCAAUCUUUUGUUGAGACCGGGGCCCUCAUGUGUGCAACCUUGCGUGUAGCUCACCCUGCGCUCUAUGAGCAAGCCCAAGAGGCGCUGGUACGAGUUGAGGACCAUAUGGAUGAUGUGACGGUACCAAAGGCAUGGAGCUCAGUCUUCAAUGUGCUUUCUAUCAUCAGCAACUGGGAGACACCAGUACACUGGGAUUGUCUCUUCAAAGCAGUGUGGUAUGACAUGUUGGCAAGUGUAGGAGACCACAAUGAUGCCAUUCUGGAGCUCACCAGGCAGGGCAGGUUUUGCUUCAAGUUUGAUAGUGGGAUUAUUGCUGCAUUUAGUGGGAAGUUGCUGAGUCAUGGGGUUUCAUCCUACAGUGUGCGGGGUGGGGACCCCGGGAUGAUGUGGAAUAGCAGCUGA